ACUGUUAUUAUAGUUCGUGAACGAUAAAUCGAUCGUAAUAUGAACGCGUCACACAAACUUUGUGUAAUUACCAAUUUCUGCUAAUUGCAGAAAUAAAUAGAAAAAGUCGGCUAGAGUGCUUGAGAACCUUCGGCUAAAAUUGCAACUGAUAAUUGUGUGAUCGGAAACCUUGUGACUGUGACCAUUAUGGAUUAUGUCAUUUGGAGAGUUUUGAUGAAAAAGUACUCGAAAGUACGGCUGGGACUUUACAAAUCUCUGGUGACUCCUGCUGGUCGCCCGGCUCUAACAUACGACAACCAAUCAUGGAAAGAAAAGCCCGACAAUGAGACCGGGGAACCAGGAGAUUCGUCCGCCAAAAUAUCAGAAGCGAAGCAGAGUAAGACGAAACGAGUGAAGAACUUUUUGAAGAAUAAAUACAAGACUGCGAUCGGAUCGAAAUCGGGCAGUUCGGACCAGAGCUCGUCCAGCGAAUCGGCUUCGUGGUAUUUGGAAAAAAUCACCGUUCAAAGUGAAAUUAGUGAACUGGACGAAGUGUUCGAAGAUGCGUGCGAAUCGUUCGAUGAUCCAAAAUCGUGUGAACAAUAUCAAAUCGCCAAUGUUAUAUUGAUCAAGCGCCCAGCUGAAGAUCCUGAAAAAACUGAUCUGAUAGUGGAUGGGUCGAUGGACAAUAAAGUUUCUUGUUCAGAUGCAACAAAUUCAGGAGUUACCUCAGCUUUCUUGACCGAAUCGCAAGAAACGCCAGAUGGUGACGUUGAAGAUGAAAUUGCAGACAUGUGCGAAGAAAUGAAAAAGGCAAAAAAGGAUGUGGCAGGCUUAGUUGACAGAUAUUUUGGCGGCUUGUACCAGAACUACGAUCGAUCGAAAAAAUCUUUGAUCAGACAGGCGAGGGAUCUGUUGGUGUGUGAAUACUAUGGCAAUCUCGAAAGAUUCGAGAACGAAUUCUGUAUACAGGCUGCGAAACUACUUCAACAUCUGAAGGAUAAGGCGACAGACGGGUGUUCGCCCAGAGGAUGGCCAUUAUGCAUAGGCGCUUCCGGAAUAGUGAUCCAUUUAAGUCCUUUGGACCCUUCAGCCGUAAGAAAUAAGGACUGCUAUCUCUGUUUGAGAACCAGAAGCCUUCCAGGUCUGGAGGUUGCGCUGGUGUGGCGCAAAAACCACGAAUUGCACUUCCAUACUAUAGCGGAAUUCCGAAAUCCUUUGAACUGCUUAGAUGACAUCAUGUGCUCGAAUAUUAUGUCGGUUUCCGACUUGGAGUUAUCUUCGUACGAUGAUUAUGAUGGUACGGAACUGCCAGAGCUUCUUCAGAAUCUCCUAGUCUCCGUCGAACAUGCCAUUGAGAGGAUUCCCCUGGAUGACCUUAGUUUCCCUUGUUCGCAAUGUCACGAAUACAUACCCUUAGACAAAAAUGAUGAGUCUUCGCCUGAUUGUGCCUGUCAAUGUUCGUGUAGUGUAGCUCCUUCACCAACGCCUUUGGUUUCAAGAAAGGAAAUAUCCAUACAAACUAGUCCCAUGUUCGAAUUUGCUGGAUCGAUACCUCACAUCGACAGUGAUGCAGAGGACGAUAAGGAAUCGAUAAGAUCAGGUUACCCAACGAAACGACAAGAGGUGGCACGACCCAAGCGAAUUGCUGAUCUUCCCGAAAAACUGCUUCUAUCUGGAAUCUACCUUCCUGGUACCACCGACGUAGAUGGCCGACCGAUUGUCUUUUGUUAUGCUCAAAACGUAUCUUCCGCAGGACUGAAUAAAUAUGAAAUUGCCAAAUUGCUGCUCUAUUAUUCCUCGGUACCCACGACCGAAUGGACAAUCAAAGGCUUUACGGUUUUGAUAAUAGCUAAAAAUGAAGAGGAUUUCAAAAUUGUUCAGCUGUUGGAUAGAUCAGUAUGCCUCAUUGAAAACUUUAUCAAUAUUUCGAGGUAUAUUGUUUGGAGUCCUGAUACACACACUGCCGAAGAGAAGACUGUCACGAAUAGAGUUCAGACGGUGACCGUCACUGAUGGGCCAACCUUAGAAAAAUAUAUAAGCAAAACAGAACUUCCAAAAAUAUGCGGAGGCGAAGGUCUACACGACCAGGACGCCUGGAUAGCAUUCUUCCAAGAGCUCGAGCCAUUUUUAGAGAAAUGCAAAUCAACAGGUCGAAGUCUCCUAUCUACGCUCUCGAAGUUGAGGAGUGAAGAAGUGCCUAGCCAAAUAACCCGGAAGUUCCUGAACCAUCAGUGUAGACAAAUAUCAAAAGCUCUCCAGAUGGACUGUCUCAAGGAACUUCGUGAAAAUGGCUGUAAAAUUUUGGCACACCUUGACGAACAGGCUGGAAGACUUGCAGACAGCUCCGACGUUAAGCGAAAGGCAAAGUUUGCUCGUAUUUCGUACGAUGCUGUCAUACAGGUGGCAGAAAGGUUGGAAAAGUUGGAAAGGGAGAGAAGUGAAAGGCUGAAAGAACUCGCAAAAUUCAGGACGUUCCAGAAGGAGGUUUCUGAGCUCAUCACAUGGACCAGACAGGUAGCAGAUGAAACUUUGAAUAACUUGGUGCUGCUACUCCGCUCGUCGACGGACUCCGCUAGUGUUAAAGAAGUAACUCUUGACUUCGAGAAGUUUUUCUUUGGAGCUUGGCACCAAGUAGAGAAGGCUCAAGAUUUCGUAGAAGAAUGCAAAACUCUUGGCGAUGUCAAGGGUAACGAACUUCGAGAACUGGCCAAUAGCCUCAAUAUCCAGAUGAAGGUGUUCAGAGAACGUUUAGAAGAAACAAGAGUCCAAUUGGAGAAUAGUUCGCGAUGUUUUCUUCUAUUAGAAUCUUGCCACGAUAUCCUGGAGGACGAUAGUAAGGAACAGGAGGAGUUCAUCAAAUUGGCGCUUCGUUCUGGUAACAACAAAUUACAGGAAAUAUGCAAGGAUACAGAAAAGAAUAGGAAUCUGACAUCAAUACCACCUGAUAAACCCAUAGAGGAUUGUAACCAAAAUGGGGAUUUCAUGCGAAGAGGACCUAACGCCACAAGUACUCCUUCCAGAACGCCAAAAUCUCAAAUCCGCAGAAGAUCCAUAAGUUCCCACGCCUACAUAUACCACUGUAGUCAUCAUGCGGCUGGAGAACUUUGCAACUGCGAUGAAUCCGACACAGAAAGUUCUUCCUUAUCUUACAGGCUGAAGAAAAGGUACCUGCUCACACUACAAGGCAACUGCGGAUGCAAGGGGAAAGAUACCUUGGAGAGGAAGAACAGUGCUACUCUGGAUGGCAUCAAAGAGGAGAGGGAGAGCAUGGAAAAUCUCUUGGAAAAAAUCGACACUAGUCACAACGAGUGUAAAAGGUGUGAUAGUGGCGUUUCGACUGGAGAUAACUCGAUAGGGGAGGAGAGUGUAGUUUACAAUAAGAAAAAAUUACAAAGAACAUGUUCGUGUCAGUACUGUAGGGGCAGUUGUAUUAUGUGCAGUGGUAACAGCAACAGUUCCAGCGCUGAUUCGAAUCAGGAUAACACUGAAAGUCAACAGGAUAGCAUGAUGGAAGACAGUGGAUUUGUAAAAAGUGACGAUAUUGAGGAAGACUCUUAUCUUGAAGAUAAAAGGACGGUUUCUCCAAUAACGGCGAAUAAACAUCUGUAUUGCCAUGCUUCCAACCUAGACCUGCCUUCAGAUUCUACAUACAGUAGCAUGGAUCCUAAAACACAGAAAACCCUGAAAUAUAUAAUUAAAGAGAUGAUAGAGACUGAAAGGGACUAUGUCAAAUCGUUGGAUUACGUUAUUGUCAAUUAUAUACCAGAGAUUUCAAGAGAAGAUAUACCUCAGGCCCUCAGAGGUCAAAGGAACAUCGUUUUUGGAAACAUAGAAAAGAUAUUCGAAUUUCACAGUCAGCAUUUUUUGACCGAGCUAGAAGAAUGCGAGAAUAAUCCGCUGCAAGUUGGUCAGAUAUUCCUUAAGCAUGACAAAAAAUUCUAUCUUUACGCCCUCUACAACAAGAACAAACCCAAGUCCGACACCAUUAUGUCCGAGUACGGCUCCAUUUUCUUCAAGAGUAAACAAAUCGAACUUAAUGAUAAGAUGGAUCUUGCUAGUUACUUGUUAAAACCAGUUCAACGAAUGGGAAAAUACGCUCUCUUACUGCAACAGAUGAUGAAAGCUUGUUUGCCUCCUCCAUCUGAAGCACCCGAACGAGUCAUUCAAGAUUUCGACGACCUGAGGCUGGCUGAAGAGAUGGUGAGAUUUCAAUUGAGGCACGGAAAUGACCUUCUUGCCAUGGACUCUAUAAGAGAAUGUGAUGUCAACUUGAAAGAGCAGGGGAGACUGCUGAGACAGAACGAGUUUAUUGUUUGGGAGGGACGAAGUGGAAAGAAAUCUCUACGACAAGUUUUCUUAUUCGAAGAUCUGAUUCUUUUUAGCAAGGCGAAAAGAUUUCCCGACAAUAAGAAUUUAGAUCUCUACUAUUAUAAGAAUAGUAUCAAAAUGACGGAUAUUGGACUGACCCCAAAAGUUAACGACAGUCUGACAAAAUUCGAGAUUUGGUUCAGGAAACGGAAACCAAAUGACACAUUCACAUUACAAGCAAUGUCUCAAGAAGUGAAGAAGGCCUGGACCGAAGAACUAUCUCAGCUGCUGUGGAAACAAGCCAUAAGGAAUAGAGCUGCUAGAAUGGCUGAAAUGUCUUCGAUGGGAAUCGGGAACAAGCCUUGCCUCGACAUAAAACCAAGUGCAGACCAAAUAAGUCAUCGUUCUAUCAGCAUCGCACAGCUGAGUAGAAGUGCUCCUAGAUUCAGAAAUUCCAUUGCGGGGUCAAGUCCCGAAUCUUGCAGGGCAAUGAAGAGACCAAACUCAGUUAUUUCAAUGUCCAGCGUUUCGUCUGGCAGUACCAGUUCAGGAGCCUCUGGAAGUGGUAGAUUACUGACGAAUUCCAUCAGUUGCGAUUCAGCUUGUGACAGUCCUAAACCUUAUCAUCGAUCUGCUACAUUGAAUAGCCAAUGUUCCGUUGAGAGUGGCAUCAUUGCAGAUAUGUCGAUAGGUUCAGAUGAUGGUCGAGAUCAACACCACAUUACCGCAGGACUCUAAUCAAAAAUAAAAUUAUAACUACUUGGCUGUUUUAAGUCAAAAAUUUUUGUAUGUGCCAGAUUAAUUACCAUUUUUAUUCUAAGUUUCUAAGUCUAAUUUUGUAUUAGAUUAAGUUUUUAUGAUUCGCAAAAUUGUAUUAACGAAAUAUCUUGUAUAUGUUUCAUAGUUAUAGAAUAUAAUUUAUUUUUUAUUUUAUAAUAUAAAAGUUUUCAACUAACACCAAACAUUUUAACAGCUUGCUAUAUAUUAGAAUUCGAUGCUCUUCACGAUAACUAAGGAUCAAUUUCUAUUUUGAUAGUUUCCGUACUUCAAAUUUUAUAAGCAUUAUCAACAAUAGACAUCAGGGAAGCAAGUUACUUGCUAUAAAUAAUGUUAGAUGAAUUCACACUGGAAUAUUAUAUUGAAAUAAAUACUUUCCGUACAUCAUCAUUAAAAUAUGAAUUUGUAUUAGUCAUGAAUAAAGUAUGAAUAAAUAUGAUAAUUAAGUAA
Molecule: messenger RNA, 5517 nt
Organism: Coccinella septempunctata (seven-spotted ladybird)
Lineage: Eukaryota; Metazoa; Arthropoda; Insecta; Coleoptera; Coccinellidae
Exons: 22
Coding region: 187-5028 (1613 amino acids)
Molecular function (GO): guanyl-nucleotide exchange factor activity
Source: RefSeq, a predicted model, not a curated record